Molecule: messenger RNA, 9889 nt
Organism: Panthera uncia (snow leopard)
Lineage: Eukaryota; Metazoa; Chordata; Mammalia; Carnivora; Felidae
Gene: ZFX
Product: zinc finger protein X-linked
Exons: 7
Coding region: 4734-6992 (752 amino acids)
Biological process (GO): regulation of transcription by RNA polymerase II
Cellular component (GO): nucleus
Molecular function (GO): DNA-binding transcription factor activity, RNA polymerase II-specific; metal ion binding; RNA polymerase II transcription regulatory region sequence-specific DNA binding
Source: RefSeq, a predicted model, not a curated record
UCUUUCUUUCUUUCUUUCUUUCUUUCUUUCUUUCUUUCUUUCUUUCUGCCUGUCCCUGGCUUGCGCACUUGCGUGCUUGCUCUCUCUCAAAAAAUAAAACUAUGAAGCGGUGAUACAUGAUUUAUACAACUAGUUAAUAGAAAACUAAGAAAAGCCCUUGUUAGCUUGAAUGAAGUAAAAUGAAAGUAAGACUGCUUUAAUCCAAAAAAACCCAAAUUCUAAUGCAUUAUCAGAAAGAUUUUUCUAACAUAAGGAGACAUUACUCAUUAAGAAGGAGUUUGGUAAGAAAAGCACUUACUCAGUUAACAACUUUGGGAAUGAUCAGUUAGUUCAAAGGGGUAUUAAAUGCCCAGUUUGGGGGGAAAUGUCAGGUGCAAGAAAAAGGAAAAGUGGAGGAAACAGUUUCUGAUAAUACAAGCCUUUCUUCAUGAACUGCAUUUGACAGAAAUUAACCUUUAAAAAAAGUCCCCCCUACCGUUUUAUUUAGUUUAACUAUUCCAUGUACAAUAUAGUUUAAAUUAAUUUCCACUUCAUAUUAUGUCAGAAAACUGUCUUAUCCUUUGAUCACAUCAAGUGUUUGACACAUUCGACUCCAGUACACCUGCACCUAAAGGCAGAAUACUUAAUUCGAGGAAAUAUGUGAAUUGAAUUCCUGUUCAAAAUCUCAACAAAGGUUAAUAAACUAUUUUAAAAAUGCUUUUCAUGACAAAAUCAAGAAGAGCGAUCCAAAGAAAAGGGUUUUUAUAAGUUAUUUUUAAAUUGAAGUAUAAUUGACAGUGUUAUAUUAGUUCUACUGUGUUACGUAUAUUGCAGUGUAUUCAGUAUAUGUAGUAUAAUAUAUUCAGUGUAUUAAAAUACAGUGACUCAACAUGUAUAUACCUUAUGAAGUAAUCACCAAGAUAAAUCUACCUACCAUCUGUCACUGUACAAAGUUAUUUAAUAUUAUUGACUGAAUUCCCUAUGCUGGACGUUGUACCCCUCAUGUCUUAACUUAUUUUAUAACUGAAAGCUUGUACCUUUUACUUCCCUUCCCCUAUUUUGCCCAUCCCCUUCCACCCCAUACAGUAGAUUGUUGUGUAAUGAGCAUGGGUUGAUGAAUUAUUGAAUGUGUUAAAUGGCAGUGUUUAUUUAAGGACACUGUACCGCUUUAUGUACGGAAAACUAGUUAGAAGGUAUAUGCAUUUCCUCACGUCAGGCUACAGUCUUACAGGCAAAGGCAUUUAAAAACUAGUGCUUAGUGUGGAUAGCACAUCAAUGCAACUAGGUUCAGAAAGUACUUUGGCAACUCUUAGUCUGAGCACGAAUAAGGGCUUUGGAAAAAUAAGGCGGUAAGAAGGCUUGUCAUUUUAGGAUCAAAUUUUAAUAGAUGUUGAAAGUUCAAACUCUUAGACUUUAAACAAAACUGAAAUUUAUUGGCUCAAAAUGAUUCUAUGGAAACAACUAGUCUGAAACAAAACCUUGGCAUUGAAAUUUUGAGCAAGUGUACAAAAGUUCCAAGUAGGACAGGACACGGAAGGCCUGGGCUCUGCAAUUUACAACAGCAUGCAUUUUCUCCUCUUCUUGUCAUAGAGGGUGGGCAAGGUUGUUUGAAAACAAAGUAUUCUCUUCUUCAGGAAUGGAAUGUGAAAUGAAGCUAUUACAUUAAUAUUGUUAAUUAUAUACAUCUCUUUCCUUAGUUUUUGAGUAUUUGAUCUGUCAGGGGUCGAUAAGAGUUGUAAUUUGUCACUACUGUUGAUUUUUGUUUUCUGUCUCAUAGUUUUUUGUUUUUAUAUAUUUGCAUGCUGUUUUAUUUGAUACAAAUUCAUAAUGACUUUAAAUUCAAGAUAGAGUAGAGAACAUACAAUUUACUUUUUUUGCCCUUUCAAAAUCACAUUGAGGAAGAAAUAGAAAAAUAAAUUCAGGGAAACAAAAGAACCUGAUAGGUAUGCUACUUGCAAACCAAAGUAUGAUAAAUUUCUGGUUGAAUAAAGCACUUGGGAAUCAAUUCAUGGCAAAACCCUAGAGAGCUUAGUGGCCUUGUUCAGAAAGUUGGAAGGACCAUCCAAAAAUUAUAUUCUGCAUUAUCCCCAGUGUCAAAAGCAGGCAUGUCCUAGGAGAAGGAGCAAGCCUUGGGCACAGCCAGAUAAUUAAAGGUAUGAAAAGCUAAGUCAUUUACCUAUUAGUAUAGAUGUCUUCUAGUGUGGGUUUCCUCCUGAGAGAAUGCCAGAAAUUCAACUUUCUGAUUUGCAAAGUCGUCCAUAGGAAAUUCCAAAGUAGGUCCUGUGGGGAAAAAGGAACAGUGCUUUAGGUAGCUUGUGGCUAUCCUGAGGGAUGGCGGACCUCCAGUACCUGGAAGAUGGGAUACUUGCCCACCAUUAAAAAAAAGCCUGGCUGGUUGCAUGGCUCCUUUGUCUUCCUUGGACUCCUUCUUCUAGACUCUAGACCUCUAAAUGUGGUCAUAAUUUAGGUUCAUUGCAAGCGAAGAUUCUCACUUGAGCUGGGUAAAUAUAACCUAGCUAUCAGAAUGUAACUGAUUUAGAUCUUCAUCUACAGAUAUGAAUGGACAACCUAGAAGAAUCAUGCUUUUGAGGAAAAUCAGCAGCCUGAAAGAGAGGCACCAAAUCCAACUGACUGAAUAAUGAGACAGCAGAGGAGACAGUUUAAUAUAGAAUACAGAAUUAACUUUAAAUCUUCAGAGACAUUUGGUAAGAUACUGUAUCCACUAAAAGAGAAAAGAUUGCUGUGAAAAAGUUUAUUUUGAUAUUAAAAUAUGACCUUUUAGAUAAAAUUCAGUAGAUAGAGUGAAAAUCAAAGUAGUUAGCUUAGAAGAAAGAGUUGAGGGGUUCUGAGAAUGUAGUACAAAGAAUAUAUGAGAGGAAAAUUAAGGUAACAUGGAGGCUAGUUUUAGGAGUCCUUGCAUCCUACAGUAGAAAUUCUAAUAUGAAUGAACAGAGAAAAUGGAAGAAAGUAUAGAAACAACAGAAGAAAAUUCCUUGAGUUCAAGAAAAACUCGAGCCUUCCCCCCCCCCCCCAAGUAAUCUUUAUGCCCAACAUGGGGCUUGACCUCACAACCCUGAGAUCAAGACUUGCAUGCUCUUAUGACUGAGCCAGCCAGACGCACCUUAGAAGGGUUCAAGUCUUUUGAUUGGAAGGGCCUGUUGGGUUCUGGAUAUAAGACACCAGAGCUUGUUAGAGAGGUAGCAGUGAAAAUAGAGGACUUGAUGAAUUUACGAGUGGCUAGCGUAGAGACAAAUUUAAAGGUUGAGUUGGUAAGAGAAGUGAAAUAGAAUUCCACACGUGAAAAUUAGGUAUCCAGGGACAUGUGGGUGACUCAGUUGGUUAAGUGUCCAUCUCUUGAUUUUAGCUCAGGUCAUGAUCUUAGAGUUCAGUUCGAAAGAUGGAGCCCUUUGUCUGGCUCUGAACUGACAGGAGCCGGCUUGGGAUUCUUUGUCCCUCUGCCCCUCCCCCACUCACAUGAACGAACUCUGUCAAAAUCAAUAAAUAUUAAAAAAAAAAAAAGAAAAUUAGGUAUCUGAAGAAAUGGCCAACAUCAAACAACAUGGGGGAAAAAUUGGAAAGAAAUGUAACUUAAGAGAGAAGAUUGAAAUGUAAAUUUUCACCAGUUCCACUUUCACUCUAAGAAAAAUUCUGUUAGGGGUACCUGGCUGGCUCAGUUGAUAGAGCAUGUGACUUUUGAACUCAGGGUCAGGAGUUCGAGCCCCACGUUGUGGGUAGAGUUUACUUAAAUAAUAAUAAUAAUAAUUCUUUUAGAGACAGAUCAGGUUUUUGCCUUUCCUGCAGCUUGAGCAAUUUCACCUCCAAUAUGUAAGUACAACUGGUUCUCUGAGUUUGACUUAGGGAGAGGGACUAGAGUUGAGUCAUAAAAUUAAAAGGCAGUGAGUUUCUGGGAGGCCGAAAGCAGAAAAGUAAUUACUGUAUGUGUAUUAGCUGCAAAAAGCGAAGUUACACGUAAGCACCCUUUUAACUUGCCCACGAGGGAGAUCAUCAAAGUGUCUAGGCAUCAAGAGAUCCACAAGGGAAAUGUCCUAUAUUCAUUAUCACUAAUUUAAGAUCGAUAAAUGCCCUUGCUAUACCUAUUAACUUGGUAUGGUAUUUUUAUUGUUUUAUUUUAAGGAAUGAAAGAAAGUUUUUGUGAAUUUCCUGAGUUUCUCUCAACCCAUGAUUUCCCUUAAAACUGUAUGUUUUUCUAUUGUGAAUUCUUCCACACCAUGUUUAGGAUCAUGACUUCUGCAACUGGGAAGGGAAUAUUUUACUGAGCUUGAGGUAGAGUGGGGUCCCAGAAGUAUUUUGAGGACAUUUGAUAAUCAGACAAAAUGUUAGUAUGUCUCCAAGUUGUUAGUCUUGGUUCUGUGAACUAUUCUGGUUUGAAUUCUCCAAAUUCAAGUGAUCUCUGGGCUUGGUUCUUGCAGCAAAGGUAGGAACAAUUUCAGUUACAUUAUUUGUGCCUGUUCCCUACUCUUAGACUUUAUCACAGUCCUGAGAACUCUUCUGAGUAGGUUCUGUUCUAAGAACGUUGGUUUCAUUCUGGUUGUCAGAGAGAAUUACUUCUAACCACAUAGGGGUUACACAGUUGAAGGACAGUCAUCUCUGCUUAGAAGUAAAAACACGUUUUUUCCUCAUUGGAGUUUUUGUAAUGACAAAAUAGAAGGAAAAUGAAGCAGUCAAAACUGUUUAAACAAUUACUGCUUACCUAAGUCAAAAUAAGGAGCUGUGACUGAUGAGAAUCAAAGGCCAUGGAUGAAGAUGGACUUGAAUUACAACCACAAGAGCCAAACUCGUUUUUUGAUGCAACAGGAGCUGAUGCUACACACAUGGAUGGUGAUCAAAUUGUUGUGGAAGUACAAGAGACUGUUUUUGUUUCAGAUGUUGUGGAUUCAGACAUAACUGUGCAUAACUUUGUUCCUGAUGACCCAGACUCUGUUGUUAUCCAAGAUGUUAUCGAGGAUGUUGUUAUAGAAGAUGUCCACUGCCCCGAUAUCAUGGAAGAAGCAGAUGUAUCUGAAACGGUCAUCAUUCCAGAGCAAGUGCUGGACUCAGAUGUAACCGAAGAAGUUUCUUUAGCACAUUGCACGGUCCCAGAUGAUGUUUUGGCUUCCGACAUUACUUCAGCCUCAAUGUCUAUGCCAGAACAUGUCUUGACGAGUGAAUCCAUACAUGUGUCUGAUGUUGGACAUGUUGAACAUGUCGUUCAUGACAGUGUAGUAGAAGCAGAAAUUGUCACCGAUCCUCUGACAACGGAUGUCGUUUCCGAAGAAGUACUGGUAGCAGAUUGUGGCUCUGAAGCAGUCAUAGAUGCCAAUGGGAUCCCUGUGGACCAGCAAGAUGAUGACAAAAGCAACUGUGAGGACUACCUUAUGAUUUCCUUGGAUGAUGCUGGCAAAAUAGAACACGAUGGUUCCUCUGGAAUGACCAUGGAUGCAGAGUCGGAAAUCGAUCCUUGUAAAGUGGAUGGCACUUGCCCUGAAGUCAUCAAGGUGUACAUUUUUAAAGCCGACCCUGGAGAGGAUGACUUAGGUGGCACCGUAGACAUUGUGGAGAGUGAACCUGAGAAUGACCACGGAGUUGAAUUACUUGAUCAGAAUAGCAGUAUUCGUGUGCCAAGGGAAAAGAUGGUUUAUAUGACUGUCAACGACUCUCAGCAAGAAGACGAAGAUUUAAAUGUUGCUGAAAUCGCUGAUGAAGUUUAUAUGGAAGUGAUCGUGGGAGAGGAGGACGCUGCUGCCGCGGCGGCCGCCGCCGUGCACGAGCAGCAGAUGGACGACAACGAAAUCAAGACCUUCAUGCCAAUAGCGUGGGCGGCAGCUUACGCAAUAAUUAUUGGCCCUGAUGGACAUCCAUUGACUGUCUAUCCCUGCAUGAUUUGUGGGAAAAAAUUUAAGUCCAGAGGUUUUUUGAAAAGGCACAUGAAAAACCAUCCCGAACACCUUACCAAGAAGAAGUACCGCUGUACUGACUGUGAUUACACUACCAAUAAGAAGAUAAGUUUACACAACCACCUGGAGAGCCACAAGCUGACCAGCAAGGCCGAGAAGGCCAUCGAAUGCGAUGAGUGUGGGAAGCAUUUCUCUCACGCUGGGGCUUUGUUUACUCACAAAAUGGUGCAUAAGGAGAAAGGAGCCAACAAAAUGCACAAGUGUAAAUUCUGUGAAUACGAGACAGCUGAACAAGGCUUACUGAAUCGCCACCUUUUGGCGGUCCACAGCAAGAACUUUCCUCAUAUUUGCGUGGAGUGCGGUAAAGGUUUUCGUCACCCGUCAGAGCUCAAGAAGCACAUGCGAAUCCAUACUGGGGAGAAGCCGUACCAGUGCCAGUACUGCGAAUAUAGGUCUGCAGACUCUUCUAACUUGAAAACGCAUGUAAAAACUAAGCAUAGUAAAGAGAUGCCAUUCAAGUGUGACAUCUGUCUUCUGACUUUCUCAGAUACCAAAGAGGUGCAGCAACAUGCUCUUAUCCACCAAGAAAGCAAAACACACCAGUGUUUGCACUGUGACCACAAGAGUUCGAACUCGAGCGACUUGAAACGACACAUAAUUUCAGUCCAUACGAAGGACUACCCCCACAAGUGUGACAUGUGUGAUAAAGGCUUUCACAGGCCUUCUGAACUCAAGAAACACGUGGCUGCCCACAAGGGUAAAAAAAUGCACCAGUGUAGACAUUGUGACUUUAAGAUUGCAGAUCCAUUUGUUCUAAGUCGCCAUAUUCUCUCAGUUCACACAAAAGAUCUUCCGUUUCGGUGUAAGAGAUGUAGAAAGGGAUUUAGGCAACAGAACGAGCUUAAAAAGCAUAUGAAGACACACAGUGGCAGGAAAGUGUACCAGUGUGAGUACUGUGAGUAUAGCACUACAGACGCCUCGGGCUUUAAACGGCACGUUAUCUCCAUUCAUACGAAAGACUAUCCUCACCGUUGUGAGUACUGCAAGAAGGGGUUCCGACGACCUUCAGAAAAGAACCAGCACAUAAUGCGACAUCAUAAGGAGGUUGGCCUCCCCUGAUAGUCCUUCUACAGACAUUUAUGGAGAUGUUGGCCUUGAAGCAGAAAUCUCAUUUUAAAGCCAGUCAGUCUCGUUCACAUACAAUACUGUAUAUUGAUUUAUGCUGUGUACAAAUAGAAUUAUUGCUUCUAGUUGAGUUUUGUUGGUUUUUUUUUUUACAUUUUGUUUAAUAGUGUGUUCUGAAUUCUAUUCAGUUUGUUUAAUAAAUGGGGGAAAGCAGCAACAAAUAAGUUGCUUUUAAUAAAGUAAUCCUUGAUGCUAUACUGGAUUUUUCUAUCUUACAAGUUUUAUAUUUAUUUAAAUAUUUACCUUGCUUACCUUGAUGGUACUCUUCUAAGACCAUUUAACUUAAAGUUAAGGUAACUUUAGAUUGGUAACUCUGAAAGUAUUCGUGUUGACUCAUUUUUUUUUUUCCCCAUGAAUUUCUCACAAUAAAAUUGUCAGAGACAUCUAUUAACAUAAACGGGAGAUUUUACAGUCAGGUCUAAUUAUCCUAACAUGGAAGUCCUUGACUUGUCUUGCUUGCUCUUCUCAGACCACAUGACAGUGAAAGUUUCCAUUUGAGCUUUUGCCACCCGGGCAUCGCUGAGGAAAGAACAGUGGCUGGGUUCGUCUUUACUUUUCAUUUCGUUGAGCAGACAAGCUGUACUUUUUGCAAGGCGGGGGGGGGGGGGGGGGGGGCUUUCUUUGGUGUAUUUACAUCUUUUGUCAGCAUAGCAGACUUCUAGAAAACUUCCUUGACAAAUUUGGCUUGAUCAUGUUGUAUUUUGAUUAUUCCGUCUGUGCUGCUCUGUCUCAGAAUGGUUGUGUGUUACAAAUGAGAUUAUCGAGGACUGCAUUUUGGAAUCUCCUUGAGGUAAUUCGUGGCUUGUAGGAUCUUUUGCGACUUUAUAUAUGUAAAUGUACCCUGAAUUAUAUAUAUGCACAUAUAUAGAGAACAUGUAUCUGUGUGUAUUGCUUAUUUUACAUAUUUAUACACACAACCCCAGUAGUAGUUGUUUAAGAUCUAUAAUGAAAAGUAUUAAAUUUACAAUAACACGAAAGAUGCAGGGAUGCAUGAGAGAGCAUUUUGUAAAUCAUGCUCUUCAGAGAGACUACUCAGGUGAAGAAUUAGAAGGAAAAUAAGGACACUAGUAUUUUUAAAGAGUUAAAGGUAUUUUCUUUUAAAUAUCUUUGGUAAUUGAAAAAUAGACGUUACGAUGUUUCUAGAUAGAAUGUUUUCAUACAACUUCAGCUCCAUGCCUUUAUAUUUUUCUGAAAAGCUAAUGAGCAUCCAGGCAGAACUCCCUCCGUUCUCUCAGAGAAACUCUUGAGGGAACUCUGUGUCUGUCACCCAGUGAAGGGGGAUUAAGGAAGCCACAGCUCCGUGUCCCAGAGAUUGGGUGCUAAUGAUGACUUCCGCUUGGCAGGUCCAGCCUGCUCUGUUACGUCUUAGUUACAGUUAGCAAACUUUAAAAACCUGAACACUCAAAUUGGCUUUGGUUAGAAGAUAAAGGUGUGUUUAAGUGCGUGAGGAAAAUCUGAGGCCUUAUUUGGAACAUCCCCAAGUCUUUCACGGUUUUGUUUUUCUUUGAGAGUUGGUAUUUUUUAAACAGUUCUGAAUCAGUUCAGAAGCGCAUACACUGAAGUCAGUUACUUAGAAUUGGAUCAUGCGAAGAUGGAUCUUGGAAAAUGCAGAACAGUUUUUGGGGUCCUUUAGAUGGGAUGUCAGCAUGUGAGUAUCCGGCACGCUGUAGGAGAUUUAGUAAGGACUUUGCUUCCCACCUGAUAGCUGCCUUGCCACUUCAUGAUGGUGCUCCUUCCCCUUUGUGCUGUUCGGGUUUAACCUUUCAUCUUUCUCUUUGCCAUUGAUACUUGUAUUCAAGAAUUCUAUUUAUAGGGUUAGAAAUCUAAAUAUUUGGUGUUUGGCAAGCCUCUGAAGUGCUAGAUUGAUUUCAUCCACUUGGAAAUCAAGUGCUUUAGGCUGGUAUGAACUCCAACCUGAAUGCCAGUUAAAGCCAAGGCAUGGGCCCAUCCCAGCGGGAGCUCCUGUGCUCUCUUGGCCCCAUAAACAUUCUUUUUUUUUUUUUUUUUUUUUUAAGCGUAACUUACAAUUGUGUGAUUCAUUGCCCUGCAGUACUAUUCUUGAAAGCUCUGUCUGUUUUUUUGUGAGAACCUUUAAAAUCUCCCUUGAUUUCUUUUUCCCAGAAGUCAUGUAAAAGAAAACACUUAAGUGAAAGUGGAAAGUUAUUAACUUUAAAACAUGCUGUAAAAUUAGUACAGAAAAUAUAAAGAAUUGGUCAUUUAACUAUAUUUUUUUAAAUAAACUGAAAGAUAAAGAACACAACACUGUACACACUUUAUAUUUCUCUUACAUAGUCUGGAAUCAUACACAGCUAUUUUCUUUUUAAAGCACAAUAUUGAAACCUUUAAAAGGUAUUUAAGGGUUUGGUCAAGUGAAUAUGAUAAGAUGUAUUUGUCUGUAUAAAGAGAAAAUGAACUUGUAGUCACUGUUAUGUACUGACAUUAGUUACAACCUAGUUUUAAUUCUUAAAACAAUUUUGAUUAGCAAAGCUAAAAAAAAUGGAUGUUUCAGUUAAAUGUUUUAAAGAGGUACAGAUUUUUACAAGGACAUAAUAUAAGUUAUUGUUCUGUAGAAAUAUCCUAUUAAAUAUUGUAUGUCCCUCCCUCUGUACACUUUGUAAAAAAAGUAAAAUACAUAAAAAGAAAAUCAUAUAGGGAUGUGUGACAUUAUUGUAAUUGUGUACUUGAGAAUAACGUGCAAAAAUAAAAAUCAGAAUAUUUUCCUGUUAAUGGAUGUUUAGUCUAUUUGAUACCAGUACUAAGUUAAUGCUUUUUCUUAAGGAAAAAAAUGUACAGUUUUUGUAAACCUAAUAAACAUCAAAAGCAGUGGAUUA